Molecule: messenger RNA, 143 nt
Organism: Funneliformis caledonium
Lineage: Eukaryota; Fungi; Glomeromycota; Glomeromycetes; Glomerales; Glomeraceae
Source: the annotation of a GenBank genome assembly
GAGAUAAAGGAGAUAAGGGAGAAUAUGAAGAAUAUGGAGAAUAUAGAAAAGAACAAAUAGAAUAUGAAGAUAAUAUAUCUCAAGUAUCAAGAAAAAAAUUAAAUUUAAAUAAUUCACUAGUAACUACUAGAAUGUUAGAAAAA